AUGAGAAGCCACUUUGAAGAACCUCCGAUACACCCAGUUGAACCUGCGGAUAUCGCUCUUUGUGGGGCGUUGAAGAAGCCUGCCUCACUACCACUGGACUUGAUUCAAGCGGGUAGCAUGAGCUAUACCAGUAGUAGUAGUCAAGGAGAUGAGAGCUCGUUGUCGGACAAGUCGUUUGCCACGACGAGUCAACAGAGCUCAGAGGACUCCAUCUGCUCUACGGUCGACGAGGAUAAUGCUCUGAUGGCAUCAUCAGACGACGCUGCUACUAGUGAAAAGCAAGAUCAUGCUUCCUUCAUGUCGCUGAGGAUCACUUAUCUCAUUGUUACCCUAGUCGUCAUGCUGGCGGAUGGACUGCAAGGAACGCACCUAUAUGUCUUGUACGAAGGCUACGGCUUUACGGUGGCCAAUCUGUACUGCCUGGGCUUUGUCACGGGAGGAUUAGCGUCUCCCAUUACGGGUCCUCUCGUGGACAAGCUAGGCCGCAAAAAGUCGGCCAUUCUGUAUUGUCUCUUGGAGAUUUUCAUUAACCGAUUGGAGCAGUACCCCAUUUUGGCCGGACUCAUUAUCUCGCGCAUGAUUGGGGGGAUUACCACCAAUCUCCUUUCGACUGUCUUUGACACUUGGCUCGACACGGAGUACCGUCGUAGAGGCAUUCAAAAAAAGGGUGGCUACGAAAUCAUUAUGCGAGACUCGGUCAUUGUCUCCAACUUGGCCGCCAUUGGGUCGGGGUAUCUGGCGCAUGUCCUAGCCGAAACCUACGGGCCCAAGGGACCCUUUGAAGGCGCCGUGGCGUGCACGUCCAUUGCUCUGGUCGUAAUCAUGUUUAUAUGGGCGGAAAACUAUGGAUGCGGUGAAGAUCAGGAGCUCAAGUCUAUGAGGGAGUUUAUGGACGAUGCCGUCACGGCGUUCAAAAACGACAACAAGGUCUUGCGCCUUGGAAUCAUUCAGGGAUUGACAUGUGCAUCCAUUCAGAUUUUCAUCUUUUUGUGGUCGCCAGCCCUUCGUCACUUUGCCACGAGUGCUCCUCAGGGAUCCAUUGGUCUUGAUGGCAAUGGGGAACCGGCGUAUGGCCUCAUCUUUGGUGCUUUUAUGGCGGCCGGCGUCCUUGGUGGACUCACAGCGCCCUGGGUUCGUCAAUUAUCCACUGCCAUGAUGAUGAAAUACAACGACACCAAUGUCGUCUCUCAGCUCGGUCGGGAUGGAGAACAAACCAAUGACGACAGACCGAUGGCCGUCGAAGCCUUGUCUACAAUUUGCUACUUGGCUUCCGCAUUUUUGCUUCUGCUUCCAUGCCUCCUUGAUGGGGAGGGAGAACACUCCUUUUCGAUUUGCCUCGUGGCAUUCCUUAUUUACGAGUUCAUUGUUGGACUCUACUUGCCAUGCGAGGGAGUCCUUCGCUCCAUUUACUUCCCCGCGGAAGGUCGCGCUUCCAUUUUGACCUUGCCGCGCAUUGUUGUCAACUGUUCCGUGUCGGUGGGAGUCGUGUUGACCAACUACAUGACUAUGCGGGACGCUUUCUCUUCCAUCUUUGUGUUGAUGGUUGUCUCGGCUGCUCUGCAGCUUUCCCUUGUGGUCGAUCCGUGGUCUCCGAUCGCGGAAGAAGACGACGAAACGGUGCCCAUCAAGGCAAUAUCUGGAGAAAAGUUGGCGUCGGGUACCUGGGAUCACGCGCCAGAGCUCAAGCGGGCUUCGUUUGUCUCAUCCUUCUGUAGUCAGGGUGAUGACGCUAGCGUAUCUUCGGCGUCGUCCUGCAAGGGUCCAGCAACGGACAAGCUAAAGAACGAGUAA
This is a messenger RNA of Seminavis robusta, 1791 nucleotides long. The record is from the annotation of a GenBank genome assembly. NCBI's taxonomy places the organism in Eukaryota, Bacillariophyta, Bacillariophyceae, Naviculales, Naviculaceae.